UUUUGUAUAUUCGUAAACAAUAGCGAUUUCUGAAUUCGUUGACGAUAUGCUUGGAAUAAAUAAUAGUAAAUUCUAUUUAUAACUCAUGAUGAUGAGACUUGAAAGUGAUUUUGGAGGUCACUAUAAUAAACCAAUUAAUGGUUCAAUAUUCCUUUGGAAUAAAUAAUAUCUUAUUAAAGGUUAUACCAAAAAUAUACUUCUUUAAUUAAUUGUACCUGAUAUUUUUAAAUGUUAGCGUUAUCUAAAUCACGCGCAUCAGAUAAAAACAAUAAAAGACUAGUCAGAUAAAUUGAUCAACCUUUAUAUGACAAAUUGUUGAACCUUUGAUACCAGUAGCCAAUGGUCCAGUAUGUGAUAAAAAUGGGUCAAAAUUCCAGCUUACCUAAAGGUAGAAGAAAAUCUUUGCGAUCAUUUUCCAAAAAAGGAGGUUCUAGAAAAAAUUCUCUAAGCCAUACAUUCACCAUUAAUGAAAAUGAUGAUAGAAUAGAUCGAUUGAAUAUUAAUAUAGCUAGUGAAGAAGAACUAAUGACACUAGAUGGAGUGAACAGGGAAAUUGCCAAAAGUAUAGUAGAACAUAGAAAAGCAAUUGGCAGGUUUCGAAAAGUGGAAGAUUUAGCUGUUGUUCGGGGCAUUGGUGCUGAUAAGCUACAAUAUCUGCGACCAGAAAUAUGUGUUUCCUCCAGAAGAAGUCAAAAUUCGGCAUCGUCGAGAGCACAGAGCUAUGAUAGCUUGAGGAGUACAGAGUCCAGAUUAACUUUGAAAUCAAACAGACUUGUUAAUAUAAAUAAAGCAACCAUAUUUGAUCUUCAAGGAAUAAAUGGAGUUUCUCAGGAAGUAGCUGCUGCAAUUAUUCAUUAUCGUAAUAAAAAAGGAAAUUUUCAACAGGUGGAAGAUUUGUUGAAGGUCAAAAAUAUGGAUCAUAUGCGAUUUUAUAAUAUGAGCAGAUAUUUAACAGUUGAUGAUGAGGAUGACUUCUUUGACAUUGAAGACCCAAGACCAAGCAUAUUAACAAAUGGGUUCACUAACUCGAACUGUAUUGGGAGAAGCCAUAGUGUACCUAAAAGACUGUCUAUCACCAACGGCUUAACCAAUUCCUCUGCUGCAGAUAUAUUUGACCUGCUAUCUGCAUAUUCACCUAGGCCUAUAAUUCAGGAAAUUUUUCGAUUCUCUCGCAAUGAUGAACCAGCCAUUCGAAUGGCUUCUUGGAAUUUGCAUGAGUUCUCCUUUGAAAAAUCUAAUAACCUAGGAGUUAAAGAAGUUAUUUGUAGAACCAUACUGGAAAACGGGUUGUCCCUAAUAGCUGUCCAAGAUGUUGUGAAUGCAACUGCUCUUCGAACAAUUUGUGAAGAAUUGAAUACACCAAAACUUCAGAGGGUAAAAGAAUGGGGUUUCUGGAACCAUCACAAUUGGAAUUUCUGUAUGUUGGACGUGCAUGAUAGUAAAUUAGGUUUUAUUUAUGAUUCUGAUGGAGUUACUGCCACAGAUUUGUUAUCCUUGAACAAAGGACCAGAUGAAACAAACAAUGAAUGUGACGCCUUAAUUGCAUCUUUCAGAGUGGGAAAUCUUAAUAUGCAAUUAGUCAAUUUGAGUUUGAAUAGGGGUGCCAACAUUGAAAUUCUGAACCAAAAAUUUAAAGACUUGACAUCGGAAGGCGAUUUUUUGAUGGUUUUUAUAGAUUAUACAAAUGUUGACAUUACUGAUGAACACCUAUCUAUCGGCAGUUUGAAAUCGGUACUGUCAAGAAAUGCAAAUACAACAUUUGUGAAAAACAUUCAUAAAGGUGCAAACCAUACAUCGAAUAUACUUUACAACCCAAAAGUUCAACUCCAACUAACAGGAACUAAUGGGAUCAUCAAGCAAGGCUUGAUACAUCUGGCCAUACCUAAUGGAUGGUCAUGGGGUGGCCCCGUAUCACCUUACUGUCCCGUAUACACCGAAAUGUUUGUUAACUUAGUGACAGAUGAUAAUUUGUGAUAUUUAUUUAUAUUUCAAUUGAUUUUAAUUGUUUUUGAUUUGUUCUCACUUUUUUGUUAUCAUUCAGAUGAGGAUAAAAAUGGAUUGAUCGACAUCACACACAACUUUUCAUUGAGGUCAGUUGGUGAUAAUGAAACUACAUCUUUUUAAUUUUUUCAAUUAGUAAUUUCAUGUUGAUAUGAGGUGUGUUCAGAAAAUAACAGGAAUUUAUAAAUUUCACUGGUUUGAAAAGUCCAGUUAUCAUUUUUUCUAUUAUAUUGAUAUACAUGCUUCUGAAGUAUGAAAUAACUUUGAGCUGUAUUCAUUGUUCACUUUGUCGCUAAGGUUAGAGAUGCUUUCAAGAACAGGUGAUGAAAUAUGAUUCGCCAAGACCAAAAAGGCUCGAAAAGUGCGAUCAAAUGUGAAGGUUAUACUCACGAGGUCAAAAAAUUAAUGAGGAUUUGUGGAAAAGAAUUCAUAGGUUUUGCAGCAUGAUAAUGCACACGGCAUCACUUGUUCUUGAAAUUUUGGCUAAAACCAAUCCUGAAACGAUGCCUCAGUCUCCAUAUUGGCCAAAUAUGGCUCCGUGUGACUUCUUCUAUUUCCAUACAUAAAUAAGGAGAACCUUAAGCGCCGUCGUUCUUCAAGCAAACAGGACAUUGAAAUCGCAUCACUGAUAGACAACGGCUAUAUCAAAGAUCGAGUUUGAGAAUUGUUUCGAGAAUUGGAAGAACUGCUGGCACAAGUUCAUAAUAUCUAAUGGGAACUAUUCUGAAUGCGACAACAUUGAUGUGGACGAGUAGAUUUUUUUUUGAAAAACGAAAAUUUCCGUUACUUUCUCAACAGACAACGUAUAUUGGCAUAUCAAUUCAUUUAUAUUCGACAUUCACACUUUUGCGCUUUUAUUUUUUUACUUGUUAAGAUAAAACUUCAAACGAAAUUGUGAAAAGUACUUAAUUUAUUUGUAAGUUUUCUUAUUAUAAAACAAAAUUAAAUACCGUACUUUUUUCAUGAGUUUUGUAUUACAGCCUUAACCAAACUUUGAAUGGGACUCUUAGGUUAGAUUUUUAAAAGAAAUGUACCUUUUUUGAGAGAAUCAUUUGUAGACCUGUUUUCUAUUUUAUCGCACUAGCACUGCAAGUACAUGUAAAAAAAAGGGCUUAUCCUGUGAAGCCUCUUGUCUCAACACAUAGUCCUAAAUGUUCCUUGCUGCGAGUACCUCACUAUAUUAGAAGAAUUAAGAAUUAUUUGAAAUCAUCAAUUUUCUUGUAAGUUCAACUCUGCGUUGUAGCAAAGAAAUAAAAAUAUAUUUUAUCUUGCAUGCAAAUCUGCCAAGUCUCUAAUAUUGAAAAUUCAAUUAUUCAUUUCAUAUGCAGUAUCACACAGAAGUUUUUUUUUAUCAAUAGAUUUAUUCAAAAUUUGAUUCUGCAGUAAUUUUGUGCUUGAGAAAUGAAUAAAAACCGGCCUCUUUCCCUUUCUCAUGUGUUUUUUGGAAAUUUCCAAAAACGCCAAAGCAAAAAGUUGCUUGGUUUCUAAUUUUAUACGUUUUCUCUGAAUUUGAACUCUUGUCACUUUGACUUUGUGUCAAAUUCAUAAUUUUGAUGCAUAUGACGAUGCAUUUCAUUGAAAAACUGAUUCAUAUUUUGAUAGUAAGGAAGUUGAUAUGCCUAUAAACGAGUAAAUGAUUUUCUCUUUGAUCCUAUUACACUCCUAUUUCUUUUCAAAUGAUUUUUAUUCAGUUAGAUUAUUUUUUGACCAAUACUUCAAUCACAAACAAACCCGAAAUAUCAUACUUUCCUGUAAGCUGAAGAAUGACCUACAGUUUCAUAAUUAUCCUAGACUUUCGUUCUGGCAAAUUGAACUAAAUAUGAUAUUAAAUAUCGUGAUUUUAAACAAUACAAGACUAAUGCAACAUCUCGAGAAGAAAAUAGUGAAACUGAUUGAAUCGAAAUGAAAUUUUCCUUGAAACAAAUUUU
Messenger RNA from Leptinotarsa decemlineata (Colorado potato beetle), 3929 nucleotides. Its product is annotated as endonuclease/exonuclease/phosphatase family domain-containing protein 1. Gene Ontology annotation, cellular component: plasma membrane. NCBI's taxonomy places the organism in Eukaryota, Metazoa, Arthropoda, Insecta, Coleoptera, Chrysomelidae. The record is from RefSeq and is a predicted model, not a curated record.